Molecule: messenger RNA, 555 nt
Organism: Mesocestoides corti
Lineage: Eukaryota; Metazoa; Platyhelminthes; Cestoda; Cyclophyllidea; Mesocestoididae
Source: the annotation of a GenBank genome assembly
AUGCUUGAGGUCGAAGCUGAGGACGUUGACUUUGAUAAACCACUUUUGACGGAGUUGGAUAUUGACGUAAAAUCAAUUGCCCAGAAGAUGAAGGCGGUUCUGCUACCCUGCGCCCGUUCUGGCCUGGAUCCUGCCUCAGUCCGAGAGAACCCUGACUUUUGGGGCCCUCUGACAGUCGUCACGCUUUUUUCCCUUGUUUCACUUUUCGGUCAAAUGAGGGUCGUCGCCUGGAUAAUCACUAUCUGGUUGGCAGGAUCUUUUCUCGUAUAUUUUGUAACGCGUUCAUUGGGAGGCGAGGUUGCCUAUGCUCAGUGCCUUGGUGUAAUCGGAUAUUGUCUCUUGCCACAGUUCAUUAUGUGCGCCGUUGGAUCUCUGCUCAGUCUAGGAGGUCUAAAUAAAUUAGGAAUAUUUAUUGAUUUGAUCGGAACCCUUUGGUCCGCCUACAGUGCAGGAAAACUUCUCUCAAUGGAGAACCUUCAAAGGCGCUGCAGUCUAGUCGCUUAUCCCGUUGGACUGCUUUACGUCUACUUCUUAUCCCUUUACACCGGGGCGUAA